Molecule: messenger RNA, 1003 nt
Organism: Athalia rosae (coleseed sawfly)
Lineage: Eukaryota; Metazoa; Arthropoda; Insecta; Hymenoptera; Athaliidae
Exons: 4
Coding region: 153-860 (235 amino acids)
Source: RefSeq, a predicted model, not a curated record
ACGAGGCGCAUAGCAGUACUUACAAUUAGAGUGGAAGGAACCGCGCGUCAAAGAGACGAUAAUUCACGGCGUUUUAUUACCUAUAGUUUCAUCGUAAUUUUCGUUAUAUUCUUUUACGUUCGCGAUCGCUAUCGUCGAUUAAAAUCCGAAAAAUGAAGACACCCGUCGCUCUUGCGAUCCUCGCUUUUUGCGGAAUACUCCAGUCGGUUUCAGGUUACGGUAUGCUGAACACCCUGCGGAUGGGUAUAGCCCGUCAAAAGUCUACGGUGCAGAGCACGAAAAAUCGUCUGGAACGAGAGAGCCGUCAAUUCGACUCGAAAAUGAGCCGGCAGUUGAGCGACGCUAAAAUACAUUCAAUGCAAGAGAUAAACGCCCUCGUCAAUCCGGCGUUGAAGAGCGUAGAGGACUCCACCAAGAGAUCGACGGCGGAAGGAAAGGACGCGACGCACUGCUACGACGCGGCGAAGGCAAAACUCCGAGAAUCCUCGAUGAAAUCGUGGAACGAUCUGGACGGCUGUCGCGACGCCGUUCUGAGUUCCGUCAGCGAUACUCAGAAUAAUUUCGACGCCGCGAUCACGUCGGGUCAGCAGGUUCUCUCGUAUUACGAUUCGAUAAUGACCUCCUGCUUCGCGACGAGCGUCCAACAAAUGGAGUCCUGCGUGGUCGGUAAAUUACCGGAAGGGGCGCAACUGGUUCAGGCAUUCCAGUCGACGGCGAACGACGUGAUAAAUAAUUCGGCAUCGGUAUCGAGCACAGCGCAGGUAAACGCUAUCAAUUGCAACGGGGGACCGGUGGCGAACGUCCGCGACGACGUGAGCAGCGCGAAAUUUGAGGCGAAUCAGUGCGUCGCCGCGCUCUGAUUCGCUCGAACGACCGUCGAGAUAUUCGGCCGCCAUCUUGGACGACGCCGAUGCCUCGCCCCGAGUAUUCGUAGCUAGGUUAGGUUAGGUUAAGUUUAUUUUUGUACGAUAUCGGAAUAAAAUUUUUUUUUUUCUUCGGAAAA